This is a messenger RNA of Pneumocystis jirovecii RU7, 1044 nucleotides long. RefSeq lists its product as uncharacterized. NCBI's taxonomy places the organism in Eukaryota, Fungi, Ascomycota, Pneumocystomycetes, Pneumocystales, Pneumocystaceae. The coding region runs from base 1 to 1044 and encodes 347 amino acids. The record is from RefSeq and is a predicted model, not a curated record. Gene Ontology annotation, molecular function: pentosyltransferase activity. The transcript has 3 exons.
AUGAAUAAAAAGAACAAUAAUUUCUUUAAAAUAUUUUUUAAUUAUUUCAAUAUUCGUACUGGAAAACUAAAAGUAAUAAAGAAUCAUGAAGUAACAACACCUAAUUUUUUGAUUUGUUCUUCUUUUGGAUCAGUACCACACAUAACACCAGAUCACCUAAAAAGUAGUAGAAUAACUGGUAUUUAUAUGUCAUUGGAAGAUUUUGUUGAAUAUCCAGCGUUCAAGGAAAAAAAAGAUAAAAAAACAAUUUCAAAACCAUUUUUAAGUUCUAAGGAAACACUAAGAAAUUUUGUUUCUAUACCUUCAAAUAAUUAUAUCAUUCUUGGAGCAAGACGAUCAGCAUUUUGCUUUAAAAAACCAAAUAAAUCAGAAGCUUUACGUAUUAUGACAUCAGGAGGAAAUCAGUUGAUAGAUAUAAAAGAUAUUGUAAAUUUUUAUGAAAAACUUGCAGCUGAUAUAAUUAUUUCUCCUGUUGAUAUAUCUAGCAAUAUUACUGGAAACAAACAACUUAAUAAAAUGGUUGAGCGAACUGAAUCAUGGUUAAAACAGUUAUUAGAAAAGGAGACUAAUUCUUUUAUCUUUGCAUCAUUACCAGUCGUUUCUAAAGAAUUGCUUUUAUCAUAUUUUUCUCUGCUUGAAUCUAAUCUUUCAAAAAUUCACGGUUUGGCAUUAUAUAGUCCAGAGCAAUCAGAAAUUAUUCCAGAUUCUUUAACCCAUCUGCCUUUAUUUUUAGUAGAGCCUGUCAAAUCUCCUCACUUAAUACUUGAUUGUAUAGAAAAUUCUAUUGAUCUUUUUGCUAUUGAUUUUGUUUCAGAAUGUUCUAAUGUAGGAAUUGCUCUUACGUUCCAGUUUCCGCCUUUUACGCCUACUGGAAAAAACCAAGAACCUCUUGGAAUUGAUAUGUGGGAUGAAAAACAUAAAGCUGUAUUAUUACCACUUUUAGAAGAAUGUAAAUGUUAUACAUGUGAAUUUCAUCAUAGAGCAUAUGUAAGGCAUUUAUUAGUCACAAAAGAACUACUAGGAUAUGUUCUUCUUCAAUUGUAA